Aphanomyces invadans is the source of this 807-nucleotide messenger RNA. RefSeq lists its product as hypothetical. The coding region runs from base 68 to 700 and encodes 210 amino acids. The record is from RefSeq and is a predicted model, not a curated record. Lineage: Eukaryota; Oomycota; Saprolegniomycetes; Saprolegniales; Verrucalvaceae. The transcript has a single exon.
CUUCAAGAUACCGUAACGGAUUGGGCCAUCGCUUCUCCUCGCCAUUGUUCCACAUCUGCCGAGGACGAUGCGCGUGAGCACUGUCGGCCUGGGAGGCAUGCUGCUCGCGACCGCGACGCACACCACGUCCGCACGAACGUGUGGCGACAAGUCCCCUCUUGACGCAAAGUGUGCCGAUUUGUUUCCCACCUGCCCCGACCGCCACUCCCCGGCUAUCUUCAACGGAUGCUACCAUUGUGCGCACGACGUCACGUGCGUGAUCAAAUCGUUCGCCGUGGUCAAUGUCAAGGAAAUGGUCCAAGCUAAUGAAGAGAAUGACGGCGAUGAUGUGAAAGACGAGUCCGCUGCUGCGAAAUCUGCAGGCGACAAGGACCGUCAGGUCUGGUCUGAAGCAGGAAGCCACUUGAACGCAGUGACUGCAACAACUACGGAAUCCACGACGGGUUGGGCUGUGCUAAGUGUCUUGGCACUCCUUGGCGUCGGGGUUGCCGUGGGCGGCAUCUAUAGACACACACGAAGUCGGGGGCAAUACCAUUCGAUACUGUCGCAGCAACAGCACCAAUACGACACAGACGAUGCUGCAUUGGACGACCUCAAUCCCUUUUGCCACGGCGGCGUCAACGAAGAAACACCGUCGCUACUCAAACCUACGCCGAAUGUUCCUUCGACACCGUUGCCAUUCCGCAUCAUGACUGCUUAACAUGGUCUCGUUUAUCGCUCCUCCAUAUUCCUUCUUCAUUUCCCGUCGUGGAACAAGUAACCUGAACAGUUACAUAUUUCCGAAACGCCCACUGCAGCGAUGACAGG